CGACUGGUGCCAAUUUCUCUUUUGAUUUCAGCACAUCCGUAGAUUGCUCGUCCAUCUUGGGUAUGUUGUGUUUCGUGAAUAACUCGUGGGAGUUCGCAUUCGUGAGGAGUUCGUGGGUGUUCGGUGGCACGGCUUUCUGGGUAGCUUUGAACGUGCGUGCGUUCCUCUACUUUCGACACCGAAGGAACAAGAUAAUAACAAGCAAUACGAGGACGACCAGGAUUACAGCAACUGAGACUCCUGCCUUGGCACCAGAAAAUAGCUCGCCAGGGUGUGCCACCCGAGUUGUUGAGCCUGAAGGUGCCGAAGCCGGGACCGCCGUUAUAGUUGUCGUGCCGCUGGGCCUGAAUGUCGUAGUGACCCCAGGAGAAAUCGUUCCUGGGGGUCCAUUGAGGAUUGAAACAACACCAGUGUAUUUUAUAAUUGAUAAGGGGGUUGUGGGCAUAGAAGAAACCGCCGUUAACGUUGGAGUGCUUUCCUUUCGUUUUAUCAGGCCUCGGCGGUUUCUUGACACUGCUGUGGUGACUCCGGUGAUGCCGAAGAACGGACUGUAAGAAUCGCAAACAAGUCGGUCAAUGAAUUCAGGCGCAUUGCUAAUGCAUAUGAAGAACUUUGCUCUCGUGGGAGGACCGAACGCGUCAGGAAGUAUCAAUGUUAUCGUACUGUUCUGGAUUACACCACUUUCGACCACGCAUGCUCCGCAAUUGUCUUGUUAUAUCAGUGUCGAGAGACAAAAUGACAAGGAGUUAUACUUAAUCGGAACUUGGGCAACUGACCAUGUAUUUGUUGAGUUCAAAUCCUCUCCUAAAGCAUUCGUUUGGCAGACAAAUAGAGCCAGACUGAAGGCAAUACCAUUCGAAGCUGAGAUUUCCGGAAUUUGCCAAUAUAAACUGGCUGGUGUGGGCAAAAGCUUCCCGGACACAUUCUAGUGGUUCUCGAAAUAACUGAAGCUUGGGGUUGAACUCUGA
Messenger RNA from Hyaloscypha bicolor E, 968 nucleotides. RefSeq lists its product as uncharacterized. The transcript has a single exon. NCBI's taxonomy places the organism in Eukaryota, Fungi, Ascomycota, Leotiomycetes, Helotiales, Hyaloscyphaceae. The coding region runs from base 63 to 554 and encodes 163 amino acids. The record is from RefSeq and is a predicted model, not a curated record.